Molecule: messenger RNA, 1517 nt
Organism: Dendronephthya gigantea
Lineage: Eukaryota; Metazoa; Cnidaria; Anthozoa; Malacalcyonacea; Nephtheidae
Product: adrenocorticotropic hormone receptor-like
Exons: 3
Coding region: 367-1356 (329 amino acids)
Biological process (GO): G protein-coupled receptor signaling pathway
Cellular component (GO): membrane
Molecular function (GO): G protein-coupled receptor activity
Source: RefSeq, a predicted model, not a curated record
ACGAUGUGUGUUUCACUGGUCGCACAUCACUGCAUCAAAAAAUUAUCUAAAACUACGUGAAAAUAUCAUACAUAUAGUUAACAAUCAGAUAAUUGACUUCAAUCUGUAUAUCACUUGAAAUACUUAGCAUGGCAUACACUGAAGAAUGACAACCAUUAGUUGAGAGUAACAAGAAAAUAUUACCUAAAUCCAUCAUUGGAAGGCCCGAUCGAAGCUACGUGAUAAUAUUUCAACGCGUGAUUCUGGCUGGUUUGGUUUCGUUCGAAUGGUCCAAUAUUACAUUUUACUCUAAAGCUAUACCUUCAAAAGAGAAAGAAUAAAUAUUUAGGCAGUGUAAAAUAGCAAUUCCACAUCAACAAAAAAGAUAUGGUAGCAUCUAAUAUCAGCAACGAUACGACUCCCAUAGGCAUGGACUAUCCAGAUUGGUACUCCAACAUCCUGGCUAUUCAAGGUUCACUUGGAAUACUUUUCAACGGAGUUUUAUUGUUCGUAUUUUGGAGAAACAAGACACCCGAAUUCCGAGUAGGAACAUGUUAUGUGAUUGGAAAUCUUGCCUUGGCUGACUGCCUUACAGGUGUUGCAGUUUUGCUCCUCGCCUCUGGUUACGAGCCAAUUGAAUCUUUCCAAAUAUCAAUGAUCUGGACAACUAUUGAAGCAUCAUUAAUGUCAUUAAUGUUUCUAUCUCUCGAGAGAUUUCUGGCAUUUUACUAUCCCUUAAUGUCCAAAUCCAUCGUUACUGUCAAACGAACGAUCAUCGUUAUUAUUAUCAUCUGGUUUUUUGCUAUCAUCUGCGGAGUAUUCGUAAAUCUUUACACAACCGAAUCACAAUUUGCAAUGACGAUAAUAUAUGAGCUGUGUGUUAUCGUAUUCUUACUAAGCCAGGGUUAUGUUCUACUUAAAAUGCAGCAACGUAAACGUGGAGAUCUUUUCUGCGAUCGCGAUGUCUCCAUUGUUACAAGAAAACAUAUAUACAAACAACAAAUCAACAAUCAUGUGACUAUCGUGGUGCUUAUAUUGAUCAUAGUGGUUGUCGUCACUGUAUUACCAUAUAUGGUUGCAACACAGAUCUUUAUUCUCUCGCAACUUCGCAUAACUUCAUUGAGCGACAAAACAAAAGACGUUAUUCGAAAGUUUAUCAUCUAUUUCUACCCCGUUGAACUACUUAACUUUAUUGUAAAUCCGAUAAUAUACGCCUACCGACUAAAAAGAUAUCGCCAGGCAUUUUUUUAUGCCUUUUCUUUUCUACGGUGUGGACCAUUUGUAAAAAAACCUACACGAUCCCUUUCUAAAAGUAGUGGAGAUUACAAAGACGGAUUUGGGAAGUCAUUUAAUAUGACAAAAGCAAUACUAGAGUAAACACCAACUGAAUAUAGUCUUGUAGUAGGAUGAGCACAUAUAAUCAAGCAGUAAUUAGUAAUUAGUUAGUAAUUUCCACUGUCAAAUAAUCAAAAAUCUACGAAAAAUGUAAACAUGCACAAUAAAAGCUAGAAAUUUACACUAUUAUAAAGUAGAAAUUU